AUGACCAAACAGAACAUGGAGUCACAGUCUGCUACAAUCAAGCGUCUUGAGACAACCGUUGGACAACUCUCAGGGACCUUGAACCAGAUGCAACAGCAGCAACAACCAGGGAAGCUCCAUGGCCAAGGAUUGCAACCUCAUCAAGCUCAAGCUGUCACAGUCCUACGGAGUGGAAAGAAGGUGGACAACAAAGUGGAGAUCCCUACUGACGAGCUCCCUAAGGAAACUUGUGAGGAGGAGAUGGUGAAAGAAGUACCCCCACCGAGAGAAGAAGAGCAGCAAGGAGAGCCCUCGGUGAAGCUUCACAAGGCCACCAAGCCUUACAGACCACCGAUCCUGUACCCAGGUCAGUUGAGGAAUGAGAAGCAAGAUCAACAAUUCACCGACUUCUACAACAUGUUGGCAAAGGUGAAUGUCAACUUGCCACUUCUGGACGUGAUCAGAAAUGUCCGGGCCUAUGUGAAGUUCUUUAAGGAGCUGGCGUCCAAGAAGAGGAAGUUUGUUGACAACGAGAAGAUUCUUGUGUCCGAGGUUGCCAAUUCCAUCAUGCAACAGCCCUUGCCACCCAAGCAACGAGAUCCAGGUAUUUUUGUUAUCAAUAUUGCUUUGGGGAAUGGUAAGGAGGCCUCGGAUAGAUCAGUUAGGUAUCCUCGUGGGGUCAUUGAGGAUAUUUUAGUUAGAGUGGGUGGUUUAAUCGUGCCUGUCGAUUUUGUUGUGCUUGAAAUAGGAGAAGUUCAUGAGAAUGGCAAGGAACAUACUUUACUGCUAGGAAGACCAUUCAUGGCCACCACUAACACGUUGAUUGAUGUGAAAAAUUGA
Salvia miltiorrhiza (redroot sage) is the source of this 819-nucleotide messenger RNA. RefSeq lists its product as uncharacterized. The transcript is spliced from 2 exons. The record is from RefSeq and is a predicted model, not a curated record. NCBI's taxonomy places the organism in Eukaryota, Viridiplantae, Streptophyta, Magnoliopsida, Lamiales, Lamiaceae. Bases 1 to 819 code for a protein of 272 amino acids.